AUGGGUCGAUGGGGAUGGCGUCUCUUUGAAGGCGACCAGGAUCUUGACGCCGUUCUGCUCGUUACUCAACGUGUAGAAAGCAUGGGUGUCGAUAUUGAGUCCUGGGAACAUAGUUUGAGUUCGAUGGUUCACCAAACCGACAUGCUAGCACCAGCAGAAGCCAUCGCAAUCUACAGCACCGCUGGAUAUGCCGCAUCGCUCGCCAACGUCACUGUCCCAUACAUCCGCAAGAAGCUCGACACUGACAAGCUCGGAGAACGGCUGUUCGCUGCUACUCGCGCCAAGGAAAGGGUCCCGGAAGACCUCUUUCAAAAAGCUAAGUAUAGCACUAUCAUUGUGGGCGCUCUCAUGAUGCGCGCUGGUGCUUGUAUCAAAGAAGCGGAUUUGCAGCAUCUACGUGAUCUGGUACCUCAAAUUAACUGCACCUCGCGUCGAACAAUGUGGGAAGAUCAUGGCUUCAGAUCGCCAGGAAAAGCUCAGUUCCUUGCUGCCUUGGAUCACUAUGAGCCUGGUGUUGCGCGCAGUUUCCAGGAGCCUAGUUGCUUCAAGUGUGGAAGGAUCGAAGCAGAUAUCGGCCACAAGCCUCUGCAAUGCAAGAAGUGCAAAGUUGCGACGUACUGUGGCAAGGACUGCCAACGCGCGCAGUGGCGCGAACACCGAGUGAGCUGCAUUCACCCCGCACAACGCCGAGUCCUGAACAUCUGA
Messenger RNA from Penicillium vulpinum, 705 nucleotides. Its product is annotated as zinc finger MYND domain-containing protein. NCBI's taxonomy places the organism in Eukaryota, Fungi, Ascomycota, Eurotiomycetes, Eurotiales, Aspergillaceae. The transcript is spliced from 4 exons. The coding region runs from base 1 to 705 and encodes 234 amino acids. The record is from RefSeq and is a predicted model, not a curated record.